AUGGGCCAACAAGGGAGCUUGACGCUCUGGCGGGAACUCGUCACAUGUGGAUGGGCCUGGAUCGUUGAAACGGUGGCCAAGCGCCUAGGUGUGCUCACCUGGUGGCAGCUUCCCCUGGAAACCCCUGGUGGGACGGCCACUAAAACGCCCCGGAGCCCCUGGCAGCCGCCCAUCUUCCACGGCGAGAGGAGCCGAGACCCCACUCGGUGCCGCCUGUCGACCUAA
Molecule: messenger RNA, 225 nt
Organism: Colletotrichum orchidophilum
Lineage: Eukaryota; Fungi; Ascomycota; Sordariomycetes; Glomerellales; Glomerellaceae
Exons: 1
Coding region: 1-225 (74 amino acids)
Source: RefSeq, a predicted model, not a curated record